GAGGUACAGAGGGAGUCCCACGCACAGUCCAGAAAAUAUUUUAAUCUUCUUUUCUUAGAACUACUUUGGUUGGCAUCCUCAGGCCCUGAGAGCACAGUGCAUGUCAGCAUCUAAGAUUCCACUCUUCAAAAUGAAGGACCUGAUCCUGAUCCUUUGUCUCCUGGACAUGGGUUUCGCUGUGCCGGUGUUUCCUCAGCAGCCUGGAACACCGGGCAUGGCUAGUUUGAGCCUUGAGACAAUGAGACAGUUGGGAAGUUUGCAAGGAUUAAACACACUUUCUCAGUAUUCCAGAUUUGGCUUUGGGAAAUCAUUUAAUUCUUUGUGGAUGCAUGGUCUCCUACCACCACAUUCCUCUUUUCCAUGGAUGAGACCAAGGGAGCAUGAAACUCAACAGUAUGAAUAUGCUUUGCCUGUGCACCCCCCGCCUCUCCCAUCACUGCCAAACCAGAAGCCUCAACAGCCAGUAUUGAAAGCCCUCCACCAGCCCACAGCCGCAACCGCCCUCCAGGCCACAGAACAGCAGGGAGAGGCCCAGCCUCCGAUUCUCCUGGGACAGCUGCCCUUACAGGAAGGCGAAGUGCCUGCAAUCAAGCAGAUUCAGCAGCAGGUGGCCCCAUCAGAUAAGCCUCCGAAACUUGAGCUCCCAGUAAUGGAUUUUGCUGACCCACGAGGUCCCUCAGUGUUCCAAAUAGCUCGUUUGAUAUCUCAGGGACCAGUGCCACAAAAUAAACCAUCUCCACUUUUUCCAGGAAUGUUUUACAUGUCCUAUGGAGCAAAUCAAUUGAAUGCCCCCAGACUUGGCAUCAUGAGUUCAGAAGAAAUGGCCGGAGGGAGAGGUGGACCUCUGGCCUACGGAGCCAUGUUCCCAGGAUUCGGAGGCAUGAGGCCCAGGCUAGGGGGAAUGCCCCACAACCCAGCUAUGGGUGGGGACUUCACUCUGGAAUUUGACUCCCCGGUGGCUGCAACCAAAGGCCCUGAGAAGGGAGAAGGAGGAGCUCAAGACUCUCCCAUGCCUGAGGCCAACCCAGCCCAUCCGGAAAACCAGGCCCUCCUUCCAGAACUGGGUCCUGGGCCCCACGCAGGGCUCCUUGCUUUCUCCAAGGACAAUGUUCCCAGCCUGGCAAGGGGCCCUGCAGGACAGAGGAAGGGCCCCCCCAGGGUCACCCCAGCAGCCACUGACCCACUGAUGACCCCUGAAUUAGCUGAUGUUUUUGGGACCUAUGGUGCUGACAUGACCACACCCCUGAGUUUCCAGGAAGAAACAAUCAUGGAUACCUCAACAGCCCCAGACACUCAGCAAACAUCCACACCAGAAAACAAAGUCCAGCAGUCCGAGAAUAUGCAUGAUGCAUGGCAUUUCCAAGAGCCCUGA
Carlito syrichta (Philippine tarsier) is the source of this 1372-nucleotide messenger RNA. It is a transcript of the gene AMBN, whose product is annotated as ameloblastin. Gene Ontology annotation, molecular function: structural constituent of tooth enamel. The record is from RefSeq and is a predicted model, not a curated record. The transcript has 11 exons. Gene Ontology annotation, biological process: odontogenesis of dentin-containing tooth. NCBI's taxonomy places the organism in Eukaryota, Metazoa, Chordata, Mammalia, Primates, Tarsiidae. Bases 101 to 1372 code for a protein of 423 amino acids.